AUGACUAACGACGAUGUCCCAAGUAAGAUAGCGAAGUUGUCGUUUUGGGUGUUAUGGUAUAUAUGGAAAUCUUGGAAUGAGUUUCUAUUUGCUAAAACGAAUGUUCAUCCAAUAGAGGAUAUCCAUAGAGCUAUAGCUGCCAAUGAUGAAUGGAAUGCAGUUUAUAUUAGUAAAAGAUCAGUUCAGUGUCCUCCGCUUAAGUCUUCAGCUUGGGAACCUCCUCCUACCGAUUGGUUAAAAUGUAACUUUGAUUGUAGUUUCAGAAAUGAUACGAGAUCGGCGGGGAUUGGUUGGAUGAUACGAGAUACGAGUGGUUCUUUUCUGGUGGGUGGAAUGGCUCGACUGGAUAAUGUGGUGUCAGCAGUUCAGGGAGAAGCAUUGGGGCUUUUAUUUGCUCUGCAACAGGUUUGGAUUCGAGGUUGGCGAAAGGUUUGGUUUGAAGGUGAUUGUGUAGAGCUUACUGCUGUAAUUAAUCAAAUGGUCCCUCACCAUUUGCAUAUUGGUAAUGUCCUUUAUGAUAUUCGUCACUGGAUGAGCUUAUUACCAGAUUGUUCUUUGGCCUCCAUAAAUAGAGAGAGAAAUCAAGCUGCAGAUGUUCUGUCCCGACGUGCUUUUCUUGAAGACAAUGUUGUAUCUUGUUUUUCUGUUCCUCCUUCUUGGUGCCAAAAACCUCGACUGAUGGAGGCUAAGAUCGAGAAGCUGAGUCUCACUCUGGUGAAUCAACCGGAGUUUCUGUGA
Messenger RNA from Raphanus sativus (radish), 738 nucleotides. RefSeq lists its product as uncharacterized. Gene Ontology annotation, molecular function: RNA-DNA hybrid ribonuclease activity; nucleic acid binding. Lineage: Eukaryota; Viridiplantae; Streptophyta; Magnoliopsida; Brassicales; Brassicaceae. The record is from RefSeq and is a predicted model, not a curated record. The transcript has 2 exons. Bases 1 to 738 code for a protein of 245 amino acids.